UUUAAGACGGGCUCAGCCUGAAACGACCCUGUAGUUAAAAGACCCCUCGGGAUCAAUUUGCCGCAAAAGAGCAGCGUGGAACGGGGAGGGGAAGGAAACGGAGAUCUACAUCAGUGUCAUGUAGGAGCCGCGUGGUUUCCUCCGGGCUUCGGAAAACUCGGGAGAAUGUGCACAAGUUGGAGGGGAGGCAGCAGCGAAGCUUCAGGUGCGGUUAUGCAGGAGGAGUCCACGGCGUCCCCUCGUUGCCGCCUAGUUUCCGCCGCCGGAGGUGUGAACCUGGAACUGCAGACUUGCAAAGGGGAGAGCGAGCGAGCAGGAGACCCCACGGUUCUUGGACCAGGCUGCAGCUAGUGGAAGAUUUCCCUCUUCCUAAAACAAGCCAUCCCUGCUGGCUGCGUGGAGGACUCCGCCGCCCCCCUUCUCUACAUGGCCAUCGAGAAGGUAUUGCUUGAUGGAGAAGGCGACGAGGAUGCAACUGAGCGAGACUGAGGAACAAAGGAAGUCUUGCUGAAGAAGUGGAGGAGAGAGCCCGUUCCUCCCGCUGCAAGAGCGCAUCCCUGGAAGGAAGCAAACCUCGGGAUCGAGCGAGGCAGGGUUCUCUGUUUCCAUUUCCCCUCUUUUAUGGGCGCACUGAAAUUCGGAGCGAAGGAGCUUCUCCCUUUCGAUGGCACUUUCUGGGGUUUGGGAUCACGGGUGCGCUCACCGCGCCUGGUUUUGAUGUCCUCCCUUCAUUUUAGUUGACUUUCGCUUUUAGCCUGCCUUGAUCCAGAGUUUAAGGAAGGACUUGCACUCUCUACAGAUACACGCACUCCCCUUCGCGGGGAGCAAGUCGACGGCUCCAGCAAGAGAGCGGCUGACCCUGCUGAAGGCUUAAGAGCUGCUUGAGGAAUGGCUUUCUUCUUUAGGUGACGUUUUCUGAAGCGGAGUUCCGAGGGUGCCCCUUUAAGUGGAGAGGGACAAGCUCUUCCCGCCUAGAAUCUCCAAGAGGGCGCCUGGAUUCCGGUGCUGGGUGCACACACGCUGGUUCCACGAGGCUCUGCUCCCGCCAUGGCCUUCACUUUCGCUGCCUUCUGCUACAUGCUCUCCCUGGUGCUGUGUGCUGCCCUCAUCUUCUUCGCUAUCUGGCAUAUCAUUGCGUUUGAUGAGUUAAAGACAGACUUCAAGAGCCCCAUAGACCAGUGUAACCCAGCACAUGCGAGAGAACGACUGAGAAAUAUUGAACGAAUCUGCUUUCUUCUGAGAAAGCUGGUAUUGCCAGAAUAUUCUAUCCAUAGCCUUUUCUGUAUAAUGUUUCUGUGUGCUCAAGAAUGGCUGACCCUUGGCUUGAAUAUUCCUCUGCUUUUCUAUCACUUCUGGAGGUAUUUCCAUUGUCCAGCAGACAGUUCAGAACUAGCUUAUGACCCACCUGCAGUAAUGAAUGCAGAUACUUUGAUUUACUGCCAAAGAGAAGCCUGGUGUAAACUAGCUUUCUAUCUCCUUUCAUUCUUCUACUAUCUUUACUGCAUGAUCUACGCUUUAGUGACUUCCUAAUUCAAAGAUCACCAUUAAAGACUGGAAACAGCAAAGGGUGCCGAAUAAAGACAAAGCCAGCCUACAGUGAUACUUGGCACAAAAAGCAUAUCAAGGAGAUGGAAGCUUUGAAACCAGCAGUCAUACAGGAUGUCAAAGAAAAACUCCUUAGGAAUAGCAGUUGACUGCAGCACUGUGGAAAGACUUGGAGUGAUAGAUGGGCGGAGUAAGCGGCUUCUCUUUCUUACCUUUCUGUGUUUCACAGGCUUUGGAUUCCUCAAAACAAAACAAAGCAAAAGUGACUAUUUAUCAUGUUAAAAGUAGCCAUACUUGAAGACAGUUUCAUGUGAUAGGAGCAAACAACUUGUCAUGUUUUUAUCACAGACUGGAAGCCCUUCAAGGAGGAAGAACAUUUCUGUACCCAUUCUUGACUGCAAAGAAUGGGUGUCUUGCCAAUGGGGAAAGCUAUCUACAGAAACUGUGGCCAAUAAGGAUACUGUUAAUAUAGAUGUGUAAUACUCAGCUUUUGCAGUAUCAGCACUUCCUGGAGAAAAGCUGACAAAUAUUUAGCUGAUUGUUCUUGUGAUUCAUUUGACUGAGGGUGAAGAGAUACACCUUGUCAAUUAGACUACAUGGCAGAAGCAUUCAGAACAUGCACCAAAUCAUUUUCAAUUAAAUGCCUUUCUUGUGGUCAGCUCACCAGUGGUUUAUAUUAGCAUGUUCCAGCUGUGCUGAACCAGUUCACACAUGAUGCAGUAAAAUAGUACUAAUGCAUUAUAUCUGAUGACAUAAUUAUGUCAGUCAUCCUGUAGUAUAACAUGCCUUCUACUGGAGGAAAUAUAUGUUUGUUGCACUUAUGAAGGGAUGGUGUCUCAGAGUAUUCUACAACCUACAGUACAAAUGGUAGAGGAUCACAUUGUUUGAGUCUGCAGGCUUGUAAUGUGACUUCAGUUGUAUGAUCCAGUUAAUGAUCCACUAAAGUUAAUGGGGCUGUUAAUCUCUCCCCCCCCUCGCAUAUUGAAUGGCUGUUGUAGAAGAUAGUCAAUAAAUGGUGAUUUAUUUA
Molecule: messenger RNA, 2572 nt
Organism: Hemicordylus capensis (graceful crag lizard)
Lineage: Eukaryota; Metazoa; Chordata; Lepidosauria; Squamata; Cordylidae
Gene: CNIH3
Product: cornichon family AMPA receptor auxiliary protein 3
Exons: 6
Coding region: 1048-1530 (160 amino acids)
Biological process (GO): vesicle-mediated transport; regulation of AMPA receptor activity
Cellular component (GO): synapse; dendrite
Source: RefSeq, a predicted model, not a curated record